Molecule: messenger RNA, 2007 nt
Organism: Bufo bufo (common toad)
Lineage: Eukaryota; Metazoa; Chordata; Amphibia; Anura; Bufonidae
Gene: SPHK1
Product: sphingosine kinase 1
Exons: 5
Coding region: 151-1662 (503 amino acids)
Biological process (GO): sphingosine biosynthetic process; cellular response to growth factor stimulus; negative regulation of apoptotic process
Cellular component (GO): intracellular membrane-bounded organelle; membrane; cytoplasm
Source: RefSeq, a predicted model, not a curated record
CGGAGGAGCAGGCUGUGCUCGCCUUCCUCCAUUGCUAUGCCACUUUCUCUGGUGCCUUUCCCUCGUCCCUCUUUGCUGCUCACCCUUUGAACCCUGUAUACUUUUUACUUAUUUUUCUGCAGUUUUCUUCUUUUUUUUCAUUGUCCAAAGAUGGCUGAAGCCCAUGACUUAUCCACCGUCCCAACCGACGUCCUCCUCUGUGACACCUUCUCCCAGGUGCCCGAAGAUGGCAAUGCCCUGUCCUUGCUCCUGACCAGGACGCAGCUGUUCAUCCAGAGCCUCUCUGCCGCCUCCUCUGGGUCCUCACGCGCCUCCUUCCAUCUUUCCGACUGCAUUUGUUGUCGCGCCUUCAGGGGUAAAGACUCCAGAGACAUAGGUGGCUACUUCACAGCCAUAUUUUUUCCUCUUCGAGGGAUGCUGGGGACCGCCGCUUACCGGCAGCGAAUUUCCAGGACAUUCCGGACGGAGGCGUCGAGGGCCAGAGAGCAGAACAUGAGACUGGCGAAGACCUGGGCACAGAUGAUAUGCCAGCUGUCUGAUGAGCAAGGUCACCCGCGCCUUCUGCCCUCCCCAGCACGUUUUCUGGUGCUGCUGAAUCCCCGGGGAGGAACUGGAAAAGCGUUGAGUCUCUUUGAGACCCAUGUGAUGCCCAUGUUAACAGAGACCAAUGCCCACUUCACUCUGCUGGUGACAGAGAGACCCAAUCAAGCACGUGAACUGGUGCGGGAGCGGGACCUGUCGGCCUGGGAUGCCAUAGUCGUGAUGUCAGGCGAUGGACUCAUGUUUGAGGUUAUUAAUGGGUUAAUGGAGCGACCAGAUUGGGCGAAGACCAUUAAGAAACCACUCUCUAUUCUGCCAGGCGGUUCGGGGAAUGCGCUGGCGGCAUCUAUCAAUCAUUAUUCUGGACACCAGCAAGUGACGGGAACCAAACUCCUGACCAAUUGUGCUUUCAUAUUGUGUAAGGGUCACCCUGUGCCUCUGGACAUUGUCUCUCUAACCACCUCCUCCCAGCAGAGGAUCUUCUCCUUCCUUAGCUUGGCAUGGGGCUUUAUUUCAGAUGUUGACAUAGAAAGUGAGAAGUAUAGGUUUAUGGGUUAUGCACGUUUCUCAGUUGGCACUUUUGUUCGCCUGACUGCGCUGCGAACCUACAGAGGACGACUUUCAUACCUCCCAGCCAUCUCCUCGCCUGAGACGAGAGACACUACCUCCGACAUGAAGUGUUCCUCAGCAGACUGUACAGAGCCACAAGUAUUGGAAGACUCGGAGGUGGUACCAUUGGACCAACCUGUUCCAAGUCACUGGCACACAGUGGAAGACCAGUUUGUUCUUGUCCUUGCUCUCUAUCAGUCUCAUCUAGGGGCUGAACACUUUACAGCUCCGAUGGUGAAAGGUCCUGGAGAAGGUAAUAUUCACUUGUUCUAUGCCACCUCCAGAAUAUCACGGACAUCUCUUAUUAAAUUAUUUAUAGCAAUGGAGAAAGGAACUCACCUUGACCAAGAGAUACCUCACCUGAUCCAUAUGCCCGUGGUGGCAUUUAGGAUAGAGCCAUCUGAAAGUACUGGUAUUAUGACAGUGGAUGGGGAGGUCAUUAAAUGCAGUCCAAUCCAAGGGCAAAUUCACAGAGGUUUGGGACAUGUAUUAUCGUUGGGACCCCAGCUAUAACACACACCUUCUUUACCAAUAACAUCAGGAAUGUGCAACCAUAAAGUUGGCCAUACCCAUGAGACAGCUGUCGACCAAACCCUCUUUCAGCUGAUUGCUACCUCAGCCAGCACCACCAUGCACAUACAUGCUUACCAUGUGUUAGCAGCAGGGAGAGAGCUUCUGUCAGACUCCACUGGCGGCGGCUUAUCUACUGAGAACAAAAGGAUGGAGCAUGUUGAAACCCAACAGCCUGAUCUUCAUCUGAGUUGGGAGGCUCCCUUACACAUUAAGGUUGUGUUAUGGUUUGGCCUAAAUACAUCUAAUAUGUAGGGCCAGCUUACAGGGGUUGGUGGAAUAAAAGAU